AUGCGAGUCUUACUUCUAUUUGUAGUGAUUGGUUAUUUGUUAAGCUACGCCGCUGCCUCGGCUGCUAUCGAUGCCGGCACGACAGGCGUCGUGAAGGAGAACUCGGAAGUUGGACUCUUGUCUUAUGCGAUAGCUGGCGGUGACAAGCAAGUCAAGCGAUCUCUACGUCUCGAUAAUCACGACGAGCUGGCCAAACUCGAUUCCAAAGAUGAGGAAAGAGUCCCCAGUGGCAUGGUGGACGACGUCGUAGCGAAGGUGGGGCAGAGCAAGUUGAAUGAUUUGAUCAAGAAGAACCUCGACGAAUUUGCCGGCUUUGCAGCCCAAGGAAAGAAGCUGUUGGGCAAAAGCUCAGAAGCUACGAAAAACUGGGGCAAAUUGAAAGCUUCAGUGCUAAGGGGAAAACUCAAGCCUGCCUACGAAUAUGCCGACCAGUUAAGCCUCUCAACUCUGCAGCAGUUGGACGAAAUCCAAAAGCUGAGGAAGGUGGAUAUUAAAAACGGCGUGAAGGGAAGUAAGAAGACACCUGAUGGAAUGCGCAGGAAAUUUGCUACCUCUAACCCCCCUAAAGAGAGGAUACUUCCAAAAGAAGAGUAUUUGGUGUCCCACGUAAGCCGCGACAAGCAACGUUAUGGCAAAGACGGCAGCCGACUCUUGUCGGCAGGCGUGGUUACGCGGACUAACGAGCAAGGCCAGCUUCAGAUCCUCUUGAUUUCGAGCUCGAAUCCGAAUAAACACGACUUUUUACUACCCAAAGGUGGGUGGGACAAGGGCGAGAAUAUCAAGAAAGCGGCUCUGCGUGAGGUCAUCGAAGAAGGAGGAGUGAAUGCACAACUAGCGCACGGUCUGGGAAAAGUGAAAUUCAAAGAAGGGGAAGAUAAGUAUACCUACUUCGCUUACUUGAUGAAAAGCAACCAAAUUUAUGACGACUGGUCCGAGAGUAUUCGCUAUCGUGUAUGGGUUACUCCGGAUGAAGCGAUCGUAAUGCUCCAAAACCGCCCCCACAUGCAAGAAGUGGUGAAAAGAGCGAAAGCCAUGCAGAACAAAAUCACAGCUGGAAUAAAACCCGAGCUCAACCCCGACCUAGCAAAAGUCAAGCUUGAUUGA
This is a messenger RNA of Phytophthora nicotianae INRA-310, 1104 nucleotides long. RefSeq lists its product as hypothetical. The transcript is spliced from 3 exons. Gene Ontology annotation, molecular function: hydrolase activity. The record is from RefSeq and is a predicted model, not a curated record. NCBI's taxonomy places the organism in Eukaryota, Oomycota, Peronosporomycetes, Peronosporales, Peronosporaceae. Gene Ontology annotation, cellular component: nucleus; cytoplasm. Bases 1 to 1104 code for a protein of 367 amino acids.